AUGACUCGCAUUUUCCUAACUGGCGCAUCGGGCUACCUGGGCGGUGAUAUUCUCGCGGCUCUGCAUGCAAAGCACCCUGAAUAUGAAAUCGCAGUCCUCGUUCGCGAUGCCGACAAGGGUGCAAAGAUUUCCCAGGCUUACCCGAAAGUGCGCGUCGUACAGGGAGAACUAGACUCAGUGGCGGUUGAAGAAGAAGCACAAAAGGCAGAUGUGGUAGUCAACGCCGCCAGCGCACAGAAUUACAAGGGAGCGGAAAUGGUAUACCGAGGCUUGACUGGUUCCGAGCGUACAAAGCCUGGUUACUGGAUUCAAGUAUCCGGCGCUACUCUCCUCUCUGCCCCCGAAAUAGAAAAGGGCAUUUUCGGCGAGCCAACCGACAAGGUCUACAAUGACAUUGACGACGAACAGGAGAUCAAAGCUCUUAUUUAUAAAUACUCGGCUAAGCGCGUUAUUGAUUACUUUAUCCUCAACUUGCCUCAAGCUCCACAAUCACCCAAGACGGCCGUAAUCUAUCCUCCCGUCAUCCACGGCUGUGGCAGAGGACCUAUUAAACAGCGUAGCGUGCAGAUCCCAGAGCUCUCGCGCAUUACUCUACAGAACAAGACUGGCUACCGGGUUGGUCGGGGUCUGAGUACCUGGAGCAAUGUCCAUGUUUCCGAUGUCAUCCAGAUUUUCAUGAUAUUGCUUGAGAAGGCUGUUGCUGGGAAGGAGGGACUCUUUUGGAACGAGGAUGGGAUUUAUUUUGUGGAGAAUGGGGCUAUUAACUUUGGAGAUAUUGGCCGUCUAGUCGCUGAGGAGGCUGCCAAGCUGGGGCUUCUGAGCUCAGCAUCUGUGAAGGAGAUUAGUUAUUCUGAGGCGGAUGCUUUGUCUGGCCAUGGUGGUGUGCUUUGGGGGACUAAUGCACGGGAGGGAGCUCAGCGGGCUCUAAGAUGUUGGGUUGGACUCCUACAGGGAAGUCGUUGCAAGAUGAAAUCGCUGAAACGGUUCGUGCGGAGGCGGUUAGUCUGGGGCUUUUGUCAGCGUAAGUUGUCUACUCAGAACGACCUCCUUGCACGAUCCAGUUACUAUACAUAG
Molecule: messenger RNA, 1074 nt
Organism: Aspergillus alliaceus
Lineage: Eukaryota; Fungi; Ascomycota; Eurotiomycetes; Eurotiales; Aspergillaceae
Exons: 5
Coding region: 1-1074 (357 amino acids)
Source: RefSeq, a predicted model, not a curated record